GGGAAGUGGGUGCGGAGUGACCGCGGGAGCCCGAGUGCCCGGCGCGGGGCUCGGUGACAGCGGAGGCGGCGGCCGCGGGCUGGAGCGGCGGCAGCGCCGACGGCAGCUGGAAGGGCGGACGGGGAGGGCCUCCCCGGUGGCACUAGCUGGAGGAGGCCGGGAGGGGGCGGCAGGCGCAGCUCGCGGGCCGGACACCUGAACUUGGGACAAGUUGCCAGAGCUGCGGGGCGCGAGUGGCGGACGGAUUGACCUUCAGAGCUAGGGAGCCAGUGCCAGCAGGCGCCAUGGCCUCGCGCAUUGGGCUGCGCAUGCAGCUCAUGCGGGAGCAGGCGCAGCAGGAGGAGCAGCGGGAGCGCAUGCAGCAGCAAGCCGUCAUGCACUACAUGCAGCAGCAGCAGCUGGGGGGACCCUCCACCCCCGCCAUCAACACCCCCGUUCACUUCCAGUCUCCACCACCGGUGCCCGGGGAAGUGCUGAAGGUGCAGUCCUACCUGGAGAACCCCACCUCCUACCACCUACAGCAGUCCCGGGACCAAAAGGUGCGGGAGUACCUGUCCGAGACCUACGGGAACAAGUUUGCUGCUCACGUCAGCCCUGCCCAGGGCUCCCCCAAGCCCCUGCCAGCUGCCUCCCCUGGGGUGCGGGCUGGACACGUGUUGUCCUCCUCCACUGGCAACAGCGCUCCCAACAGCCCCAUGGCCAUGCUGCACAUUGGCUCCAACCCGGAGAGGGAGUUUGAUGUCAUCGACAACAUUAUGUGUCUGGAUGAUGUCCUGGGCUUCAUCAACCCUGAAACUCAGAUGCCCAACACGCUGCCCCUGUCCAGCAGUCACCUGAAUGUGUACAGCGGUGACCCCCAGGUCACAGCCUCCCUGGUGGGCGUCACCAGCAGCUCCUGCCCUGCCGACCUGACCCAGAAGCGAGAGCUUACAGACGCUGAGAGCCGGGCCCUGGCCAAGGAGCGGCAGAAGAAAGACAAUCACAACCUCAUUGAAAGGAGGCGGAGGUUCAACAUCAAUGACCGCAUCAAGGAGCUGGGAAUGCUGAUCCCCAAGGCCAAUGACCUGGAUGUGCGUUGGAACAAGGGCACCAUCCUCAAAGCCUCUGUUGAUUACAUCCGGAGGAUGCAGAAGGACCUGCAGAAGUCCCGGGAGCUGGAGAGCCAUUCUCGGCGCCUGGAGAUGACCAACAAGCAGCUCUUGCUCCGCAUCCAGGAGCUGGAGAUGCAGGCCCGAGUGCAUGGCCUCCCCACUGCCUCUCCUUCGGGCAUGAACAUGGCUGAGCUGGCCCAGCAGGUGGUGAAGCAGGAGCUGCCCAGCGAGGAGGGCCCAGGGGAGGUCCUGCUGUUGGGGGCUGAGGUCCCUGACCCUGAGCCAGUACCCAUCCUGCCCCCCCAGGCCCCGCUGCCCCCGCCAGCCCAGCUACCACAGCCACCAUCCCCAUUCCACCAACUGGACUUCAGCCACAGCCUGAGCUUUGGGGGCGGGGUUGAUGAGGGGCCGCCAGGCUACCCUGAACCUCUGGGGCCAGAGCACGGCUCCCCAUUCCCCAGCCUGUCCAAGAAGGAUCUGGACCUCAUGCUCCUGGACGACUCACUGCUACCACUGGCCUCUGACCCACUCUUCUCCACCAUGUCCCCUGAGGCGUCCAAGGCCAGCAGCCGCAGGAGCAGCUUCAGCAUGGAGGAGGGCGAUGUGCUGUGACCCUGGCUAUCCCCAUACUGGGGAACAGGGACAGGCCCAGGGGCUGGGAGGGCCAGGGCCACCUCCCUCCCACCCUGCAGGAUGCACUUGUGUGUGAAGUAGCCACCUGCCCUGCCUCACUCCUCCCUGUCAGCCCUCUGUUUGGACUUAGUGCCUGCUUGGCAGCCUGCAGCAUUGGGAGAAGCCCCCUGCCUGGUUCAGUACCCCCAGGGGCAGCCCUCUUGAUGGGGCUGAGCAGGAAUAGGCCUUCAACUGGCUCAGGAGCUGAAAUGCAAGGAAGGGGGGGACAGGGUAUGCUAGAGGGAAGAGGAGGUCCUGGGAGGGUCCUCUCUUCUGAGCCUGGUCCCCUUACCCCUGCCCCAUCCCUGCCCCGUGCUGGUGAAGGAUACAUUGGAGCAGGGGGUUCGGGAAGUUCCUUCUCUGAGGCAGCGACUGGUCCAGGGGGUGCCCAGGCCUGCCUUUCUGGGACUUAGGUGGCAACAAGCCCUUCCUCCAGUGUGGCCCCCCACCCUCCUUUGGUGCUAACAGCUCUCCACCAGGUGGUGUGAGGGCGGGCGUGGCCAGAAGAGGGGGCGCUGGGUCCCGGCCAGAAGAGCAGCUCCCCUCCAGGCUCCCCACUUUGUGCCUUUAGUAAACACUGCUUUGUA
This is a messenger RNA of Manis javanica (Malayan pangolin), 2350 nucleotides long. RefSeq names its product transcription factor EB (gene TFEB). NCBI's taxonomy places the organism in Eukaryota, Metazoa, Chordata, Mammalia, Pholidota, Manidae. Gene Ontology annotation, cellular component: nucleus. The record is from RefSeq and is a predicted model, not a curated record. Gene Ontology annotation, biological process: positive regulation of DNA-templated transcription; humoral immune response; regulation of transcription by RNA polymerase II. Gene Ontology annotation, molecular function: DNA-binding transcription factor activity, RNA polymerase II-specific; protein dimerization activity; RNA polymerase II cis-regulatory region sequence-specific DNA binding.